CCUGCCUGCCGGCCUGCCUCCCUGCCUCCCCGUCUCCCUGCCUGCCUGCCUGCCUGUGUGUGAAGUGUCUCUGCCUCUCUCACAGAGUUCAGGUCCUUGCUCAGGAGUGCCCAUUGGAGCAGCAGCCGCACAGGGGAGGUCAGCAGUGUCUGAGGUAUAACUAUGAAGGUGUGUGGAGGGUUUCCCUGGAUCCCAGAGCUGGUGGCGCUCAUCUGGAUGUUAAACAUGGCUGGCUCUCUAAAUCCAGACGACCCCAACGUGUGUAGCCACUGGGAAAGCUAUGCAGUGACUGUCCAGGAGUCCUACGCUCACCCCUUUGAUCAGGUUUACUACACCAGAUGCACGGACAUUCUGACCUGGUUUAAAUGCACCAGACACCGAAUCAGCUACAAAACAGCUUAUCGACGAGGACUGAGGACGAUGUACCGCCGAAGAUCCCAGUGCUGCCCGGGAUACUUUGAGAGCGGAGACUUCUGCAUCCCUCUGUGUGUGGAGGAGUGUGUCCACGGAAGGUGUGUGUCUCCUGACACGUGUUUGUGUGAGCCAGGCUGGGGAGGCAUCGACUGCUCCAGCGGCUGUGAGAGCGAUCAUUGGGGCCCGCACUGCAGCAACCGAUGUCAGUGUCAGAAUGGAGCCCUGUGCAACCCCAUCACAGGAGCCUGUGUGUGCACCGAUGGGUACCUGGGCUGGAGGUGUGAGGAGCCCUGUGAUCAAGGGAGCUAUGGGAAGGGCUGUCAGCUCCGGUGUCAGUGUCAGAAUGGAGCCACGUGUGACCAUGAGACCGGGGAGUGCCGCUGCGCGCCGGGGUACACUGGAGCCUUCUGCGAGGAGCGCUGCCCCCCGGGCAGUCACGGGGCCCAGUGUGAGCUACGCUGCCCAUGUCAGAAUGGAGGGAUCUGCCACCACGUCACCGGAGAGUGCUCCUGCCCGGCCGGCUGGAUGGGCUCAGUGUGCGCCCAGCCCUGCCCUUAUGGGAAGUUCGGUAUCAACUGCACCCAAGACUGCCUCUGCCACAACGGAGGCCAGUGUGAUCAUGUGACAGGACAGUGUGACUGCACAGCAGGAUACACUGGAGAGAGGUGUCAGGAAGAGUGUCCUAUUGGCACGUACGGCCUUCAGUGUGCCCAGAAGUGCGACUGUCUGAACGGGGCGAAGUGUUACCACAUUAACGGGGUCUGCAUGUGCGAGCCCGGGUUCAAAGGAGCUCACUGCCAGGAGCGGCUGUGUCCAGAUGGACUGUACGGACUCAAGUGCAACAAGUACUGUCCGUGCAACGCCAAGAACACUCUCAGCUGCCACCCCCUGUCUGGAGAGUGUACAUGUGCAGCAGGCUGGGCCGGGCUGUACUGUAACGAGACCUGCCCACCGCGAUACUACGGGGAUGGAUGCCAGCAGCUGUGUGCCUGUGACAAUGGGGCAGACUGUGACAGCAUCACUGGGAAGUGCAUCUGUGCACCAGGGUACACGGGAGAAGACUGCUCCCUUCCCUGCCCCUCUGGUUCGUACGGAGCCAACUGCUCCUGUGUGUGUAACUGCAGGAACGAGGCCGCGUGCUACCCCAUCGACGGCUCCUGUAUUUGCAGAGAAGGGUGGCAGGGUGUGGACUGCUCCAUCCUGUGCUCAAGCGGCACGUGGGGUCUGAACUGUAAUCAGACGUGCUUCUGCGCCAAUGGAGCCGCUUGUAACCCUGUGGACGGCUCCUGCACCUGCUCUCCGGGCUGGAGGGGGGGCAGCUGUGACCAGCCCUGCCCGGACGGAACAUACGGUCUGGAGUGCAGCGAGCGUUGUGACUGUAGCCAUGCGGAUGGAUGUGACCCCAUCACAGGGUACUGCCGCUGCUUAGCUGGGUGGACAGGUAUCCACUGUGACAAUGUGUGUGUUCAAGGUCGCUGGGGGCCGAACUGCUCCAUCUCGUGCAACUGUGACAAUGGAGGCUCGUGCUCCCCUGAGGACGGGACCUGCGAGUGCGCACCCGGGUACAGAGCGGCCACCUGCCAGAGAAUCUGCUCUCCCGGGUUUUACGGGCACCGCUGCAGCCAGGCAUGCCCGCAUUGUGUGCACAGUAACGGGCCGUGCCACCACAUCACUGGGCACUGCGAGUGCCUGCCAGGGUUCUUCGGCUCCCUCUGCAACCAAGUGUGCGCCACUGGAAAGUUUGGGAAGAACUGCGCCGAGGUCUGCUUGUGUACCAACAACGGCACCUGCAACCCCAUUGACGGGUCGUGCCAGUGCUUCCCAGGCUGGAUCGCAGAGGACUGCUCCCAGUCCUGCCCCCCGGGGUACUGGGGCCCGAACUGCAUCCACACGUGUAACUGCCACAACGGAGCCCUGUGCAGCGCCUAUGACGGGGAGUGCAAGUGCACUGCGGGCUGGACCGGCCUCUACUGCACACAGCGCUGCCCCACAGGGUUCUUCGGGAAGGACUGUGCCCAGGUGUGCCGCUGUCAGAAUGGGGCGGACUGUGAUCACAUUUCCGGACAGUGUGCCUGCCGUACAGGCUUUAUCGGCAGCAGCUGCGAGCAGAAGUGCCCCCCUGGUACGUUUGGGUACGGGUGCAAACAGCUGUGUGAGUGCAUGAAUAAUGCCACCUGUGACCAUGUGACAGGGACCUGCUACUGUAGCCCCGGGUUCAAGGGGAUCCGCUGUGACCAAGCGGCUCUAAUCAUGGAGGAGCUGAACCCCUACACUAAGAUCAGCCCGGCCCUGUCUGAGAGGCACUCCGUGGGGGCUGUGAUUGGGAUCAUCGUCCUGCUCCUCAUCAUCGUGGUGCUCCUCAGCCUCUUUGUCUGGUACCGGCAGAGACAGCGAGAGAAGGGGCACGACAUGCCCAGCGUCUCCUACACCCCUGCGAUGAGGAUGACCAACACAGACUACUCCCUGUCUGAUACCUCUCAGAAUACUGGCAGUGGUCAGUGCUUCUGGAACCCGAGCUAUCAUACUCUGUCUCACUGUGGCGCCACCUCUCGCUUCCCCAACAGCCUGGAUGGGAACACUGCUAGUAAGGUUAAAAUCACUGACCAGGAGAAUGCAGACUGGAGACCCUACUGCAAUCUGAAUGAUUUAGGUGCUGGCGGAAUGGACAGACAUCACAACACUUACAUUGUUGAGCAAUGUUUCAAAGAUUACAUGAAGAGCUCCGUGUGCAGCUCCAGCGCCAGCUCCCUGAACAGUGAGAACCCCUACGCCACCAUCAAGGACCCACCCAGCCUCACCUGCAAGCACUCGGAGAGCAGCUACGUGGAGAUGAAGUCUCCAGCACACAGAGACCUGCUCUAUGCUGACAUGCCCUCUUCUUCCACCACCAACAAGAAUGUCUAUGAAGUCGAACCCACAGUCAGCGUGCUUCAAGGAGCGAACGGGAUGGGUGCAAAUUACAACCAGAACCCAUACGACCUGCCCAAGAACAGCCACAUCCCAAGCCACUAUGACCUGCUACCGGUGCGGCACAGCCCAAUCCACACAACCUCGCCCGUGGACAAACAAGAGGACAAGCAGUCAUAGAGGAGGAGGCAGGGGGUGCAACACGGCCGCAGAACACCGCGGCAGAGACAAUCUCCCUGCUACAUGCUGAAAGGACUGCAGAGUGCAGAGACGGUGAACUCACUGAACUGGAGUAGAUGAACAGAAAAACGCUGUCCUGCACUUUUUUUUUUACUGCUGCAUGACGAUGUUAACGCUGUUUGAAGGAUUGCGAGGGUCUGGAGGCACUUUCUCUGUUUACGCCUCUCAAUAAUACGAACAGGUCAAGGCCCUCCGAACUCAUAGCAAGUAACGUUAUAAAAGAAAUCACUCUAUCACACCAGCUAUUAUUUGUAUUUGUAUACAAUUGCACAGGACUGUGUCAGCUGACUAUAAAGCAAUGGUCAAUUGGUAACGCUUAGAACUGGGGUAAAAACAAACUGGACCACGUGUACUGGAUUAUAUGAAUCACGGCCAGCCUUACAACCAACAUGAUUCAAAACAGUAGUCAGGUUUUGGUGCAGCUUAAAACAAAAAAUGUGUCUUGUGCUCUCAUUUUCAGAUUCCAUUCCACCUUACCGUGGAUCCCAGUUCUAGUUGCCCCUCUGGUACGCUGGCCUCAUAUAAAGGGGCUGUGUUGAUGACCAGAACCCUGUAGAGCUUGGCUUCCUUUUCUCUAUAGAAUGUGUCAGGAGGAACAGUAGCUAGAAAUCUUUCCUAUUGAUCUGUAGCAGCCGGGGUUUGACGUCAGCAAAACCUGGGACCCUCUAUAGAUAUUAACAGUACUGGCUUCCCUGGUGAACUUUCGCAUGGUUAAUUAGUGAUUUGAUAAGAAUUCUGUAAUUUAUUGAUUAACUUGUACUGCAAAUAGUCAGUUAGUGGCUUACUGAAUUAGACAUCUGUAUUAUUACAGUAUUUUUGUUUUAUAUCGAGAACCUCAACAAACUGUUUGUGAGCUCUAUUUUUUUAAUGUGUUUAUUUAUUUAUGUACAGUUGAAUUUGUCCAUUGGUUCAUAUACUGAUUCUGUGCAGUCAGAAGCCUUCCUUAACAAAGCCAGUUGUUGUGCCUGUGACGCCACGAUACCGAUAGGAAGCUUGAUGGUUCGGCAGCAAUAGUAUUGUCAUGCCCACAGGAACAAGGGUGCACUUGUAUAGGCUGUGUACACAAUAUCAUUUGUCAUUUUAUACUAACCGUGCACUGAAAAUGACUGGCUUUUGCUUUUACGUUUAUUUUUAAACAUGCUAGAUGUUCCCUUUGUCAACUGAUCAAUACCUAACCGAGGAAAAAAAUAAAACCCAAGCACCAUGCCAUUGGUUUCAUUCUACCUAUAUAAGCAAUAACAUGCUGACAAUCACUCCGUACAGGCUGCAUGUCUCAAUCAAUGGGAUGUGUUUGCAUGCAUUGUUCUGAAGGGAUUAGGAAUAAAGAUAAACAGCAGCUACCCUCAAUUACCAAUAAUAAUAAUAAUAAUAAUAAUUGAAUCAACAAGAGGCUACAUGCACUCGUUAUAGCUUCACUAAACAUGUUAUUGAAAGGGGGAAUAAUGAAAAGAUUCUCAAGGUGUUAACAGAUUCUAUUCAUGCUUUUUAUAGUUUAUAGCCAGCUUCCAAAAGGUGCAUGCCUAUUUCAGACUAAGGAAAGAAAACAAUAAAAUACCGAGCUGCGAUUGUUUCUGUUGCUCAUGGAAUCGCACAGAAAGUUUGAAUUCCCUACAUUGUUUCUGUUGCUCAUGGAUUAUUCUUCUCCUUGUGGUUUGAUGCUAAUUCCUGUUUCUUUAGAUGCAGUUUUCUCUAAGUACCGGCCCCCUGCACACCAAACCAUUUUCAAUGAUCCGUUCCGCAUUCUAACAGUCUAAGAGUAACCUGUGCAGUCUCUCUGCACCUGGCCAGGUGCGUUAAUUAUUGACAGGCUCAUCAUUCUGGCCUUAUUGCUUCCCAUGAACAGACUGAAAAUGAAUAAAACAGUGUUGAAACCAGGGAGCUUUCAAUCAAUCGAAAGAGAAGCAAGUGAUCUCCUAAGUCUCGUCUAUGCAGUAUCAGCCGAGUAAAAUGAGUAGACGAUGGCAUAGCAAUCGCUUUUUUUGUUUAUUCUUUUAUUUUAUACUUUUCUCUGAAAACCGUUUUUUUUCCAGUCUUAUUUAACAAUUAACAUUGUCAAGUGAAACAAUGCCCUGCUCUUUGUUUAGUGGAUGGACCCUACAUACUUUUACUGGGUCAGUCAUCAAUAAAACUGUUUUGUGUAUUCCAGAGAGUAGUGUGGUUUCUGUUUGGCCUAUUAAGCAUUAUUUUUUACGUUACAAAUUCACCCUCCCUUACAUAAAAUAGCAUGUCCCUGCAUUUUCAGCAGAUGGCUACAUUCUUGCACACAAAAAUAAAAUUGAAUGUACACAAUGAACAAAUCAUAUACAAGACACAAUAGCAUAUAUAUAUAUCAUAAUCUAAGAAAGGUUUCAUGAAUGAUUUCGCAACAGUAACAUAGUAACACAGGGUUACGCAAUACUACAGGACUUUGCAAAUUCUACCGAGUGCUAGAAAUGGUCCUAGAUUACCAUUUGCAUAUAGUACGGUACUGCACUCUUGGCUUGGUGAACCUACUUUACGAGCUCAAUGACACAGCAGUCAUUAUAAUUGCAUGUAAUUCUCUUCUGCCCGAAAAUACAAGACACCGUACUCUUACAACCCAGCUGAAUACAGUGAGAUGAUUCAAACUGUCCAAACGUCCUUACAUGUGUUUUAUUUGGCGUAUUUCUGAGACAGCGCACUACUGUACUGGCCUGGUACUGGGAGUUCUUUGCUUUCUUUAACAGCACUGUACCUAGCACCAUGUGUGAGCCACAGAGGAGUCAGCAAUAUAUUAUAACUCGUUGAAAUUGAUCACAGCUGUUGACUGAUUGACUGGCACUGAUGUGAGAAGCCAUGUUCAUUUCAUUUCAAUCUGUGUACUUUGACUAUUCAAAUUACAAUCAGCACAAUAGACAGCUGGGCAUUUAAAAGGUUUCAAGAAGCACAUUAAAUAUUUCUGAUCUUACAGAACACGGACUGCUGAUUUGCCUACCUCACAUUAUGUUUAGUCUGGUUUCCUAAAAUCCUGACCAGUUUUGCCCUUCACCAAAGCAUUGAAAGGUGUGAUAUUGGGCAACAGGUUAACUAGAUACAGUUUACGUGAACAUGAAUCUGCAAAUAUCCAAAAGAAAAACCACUAGUAAUCUUUAAUCAUAUUCCCCUUUAUUUUUUUGUAAUUAUUUUUAUUAACUUGUAUUGAAUAUAUUUGAAAUCAUAAUAAAAAAAUAAAAAAA
This is a messenger RNA of Polyodon spathula (Mississippi paddlefish), 6755 nucleotides long. Its product is annotated as multiple epidermal growth factor-like domains protein 11. Gene Ontology annotation, cellular component: membrane. NCBI's taxonomy places the organism in Eukaryota, Metazoa, Chordata, Actinopteri, Acipenseriformes, Polyodontidae. The record is from RefSeq and is a predicted model, not a curated record. Gene Ontology annotation, molecular function: protein binding. The coding region runs from base 163 to 3501 and encodes 1112 amino acids. The transcript is spliced from 25 exons.